AUGGGUAUCGAUUCGAAGAAAGCACCUCCACUCCCAGCCCCCACAGAAGAGUCCGAGUCGACUGUGACCCAGACAGAGCUCGCGCCCUCUGACGUCUCCAAGCCAGGCGACGACAAGUCUUCCUACUCCCUUCCAGAGGACGGCACACCCGUCACCAUCAGGACCCGCGGCCACAUGCCUGAUCGCUCUCAGACUUCCUUGCUGAUUGAGUAUUUCGAGGCUGGCAAGCCCUCCGCCUCCCCGACCAAGAGCACCGAACGCAAGCCGAGCGUGCGGGUUCGCCUCACCCCAUCCAAGAAUCGGAAGACCGACCGCAUCCAGAUAACAGAAACCAAGUCGUCUAGUGGCCGCAAGGCCUCCCUGACUCGCCGCCAGGAGCGAGCUGCUCCGCUGACCCCGACCGGCCUCAAGUCCAACGAGGCGCUGUCUGCUGUCAGCGGUGACCAGGAAGACGCAAAGAGCAUGCAUUCGUACACGUCUGCGACUGAAGAGUCCAAUGUCUCUCGCAACCCUAUCGAGGUCGAGAUCGACCGAAGUGGUCACCGGCGGCGCCGACCUGCGAGCCCACUAAUACCAAGUGCUGACAGCAAGGCUUCCUAUCAGCCAGGAAACAUGUCUGAUAUAUCAGCGAUCCCCACUGACAGCUUCCUGGAUGGUUCUGGCCCCUCAACGAGGCUUACCGAGAAGCGCAGCAAGAGUCCUUCGCGGGCGAGAGAUGUCAUUGGUGGUGCAGCUGCGGGAGUCGCCGCCGCUGCCCUAGCCGACAAGAUGCGCAGCAAAAGCCGAUCCGAGCUUAGUGAGAAGGAGAAGUCGGUCGUGUCCAAGUCCAAAGACCGGGACAGCUCAGAGCGAAGGCACAAGUCCAAGAGUCGCAAGAGCAGUGGCAGUGAACACAAGUCCGAGUCUGGCAAGUCGUCGCGGAGGAAGUCUAGCAAGCUGAACGAGGAGUCGGUCUUAUCUGGCGCGGAUUCUAGUGUGGUCUCAUCAGCCAUUUCUCACAGCCAUCGUUCAAUGGACGCCAGCUCUAUGCGUUCCGGUGCUUCGAGAUCCUCAAUCAACAACCCCAAGCUCCUAGAGACUGUCGAGGAUGCCAUCCGGCGGCUUAUCCUUCCUGAGCUCACGGCCAUCAAGAGGGAGCAGAGCAAGCGGGAAGCCCGUCGAAGCUCUGUAUCGAGUGGGACAACGGCUUCUCGAGACGAUCUUGGUAGUGAACGCCGUCAGUCAGGAUACUCAAGCAAAUCCAGAGAGAACCUCUCCAGGGGCAAAGACCGGAGAGGAAGAGAAGCUCGUCAUGACUUGGUCGAAAGCCCCGUCCCAAGCGUGGACCACGAUUCUGUCGACGAGUCGCUGCACGAAAUUUCGGAGGUAUCGCGCAGCAAUGACAAGCUGAAAGCUGCUGCCGGAGGAGCCGCCGUCGCCGCCAUGGCUGCAGCCGCCUUGAACGAGAAAUCACCGGCUAUUGCAAGGGAACAGCGCCGCCGCCGCAGAGCUGAAGCAAAGAGCCGCGCCUCUGAGAUAUACGUUGAGGAGCAUGAAAGGCUCGGUGAGCCCGCUGCACCGAUGCCGUUGUUGAGCGAGGUCAACCCCUCAGAGAUCACCCGGACAUCCAUUAUGUCUGCUGACACAGAGCGGCCCCACUCGGCCAGUGAAGAACUCACGCCAGUGCAACAAGUUGCCAGGGGAACACCAUCUAUCGAUUCAAGGUCUACUGUGACCAGCAGUCCUACACCAACAAGGACUCCAGUCUCUCUCCAGGCUCUCGGAGCCCAGCAUGCCAACAUAUCCCAUGGGGAUCUUAAGACCCUGUCUCAGAAGAGGACAGGGGGCUUCGAUGACGAGGAACAGUACGAAGACCGAGAAUAUGGACAACGAGCUCCAAUCAGCCAGGUAGAGCCUUAUGAUGACGACGAAGACGAUUAUGAUGACGGCCCUUACAACGAUUACUAUAACACCCAAGACGUGCCUCCUCCUCUGAAGUAUGUGCCAUACCAGCCUGAGCGUCGUGGUCUCAGCCCCAUACCAAGCGUUUCGGGCUAUACGGAGGGUGGAAGCGAGAUCCACAACCGCGAGUCCAGGCUCACUCACAGAACAUCUGGGUCGUUUUCGUCCCCCGACAAGUCCCUUCGUCAUGGCGCGGACUCCCCCAGUCUUUUGAGCAGAGGAUCAUACCAAGACGAUCGUAGUGUGCAGAGCUCAAGACUGGGUUACAGAAACACCACCUUCACAGACGACAGCGAACUGGACCGCGUCACAUCUGGUCAAGCAGUGCGUGCGGUCGGCGCCAACCCAGAUCUGGUGAACUCUCCGACCGGUGUCCAAUCUCACGUUGCGUCUCUAGUUGAGGGUUCGGCUUUGGACGAUUCAGUGCUCACAGGCGAAUCUGGCCGCAGUGGUCGCCAGUACGAUGCUCGUGGCUCCGAGGUCAUCAGCGAGGAAGAUGUUACAGACCAGACAGCAUUCCGUCACAAGGGCUCCCUCGAGAGUCGCCGUACAGCCGAAGAAGAGGCUGCUUCACAAGGCUCUGAACCACCACACGAAUUUGAGGAGUACGACCUCGACGAAUAUGGUCGAAAGGUUGCAAGAUCAAAGUACCGACACUCUCCAACGGCUUCGGAAGCCGCCAUCACUGGUGCUGCUGUCGGUGCUGCGGCGGCAGCCCUCCGGGCAGCUGCAAAGGGCAAGGGCAGACAGGGCACUGAACAUGAGGAGUCUACGAGCGACUUUGUGGGAGAAGGCGUCCAGCGGAACAAGUCAUUCAAGGACCGAACUAAUGAAGGCUACCUGCCAGCCAGUACCCCGACACAUAGUGUCGACCGCCUCGUUGGAGAGUAUGAGAAGGCCCACAUCGGACACAGCGGCUUGCCAGACCUCAACGAUCCAUUGCCAGAGAUAGGGUACUUCGGCCAUGACGAUGAUUCAAUCACCAACCCAUCGCGUAUGAGUGACCGAUUCAGCGCUACGCAAGAAGCUAGAAACGACCAUUGGGAGGAACGGGAACCAAUGACCCCCACACAACGAAGCGUCAAUGGAAGUCGAGGACUCCAGGAAUCUGUCAGCGGGCAGUCCUUGACCCUCGACGAGGCCGCGGGUGCCGCUGCGGUGGCAACCGCAGCUGCCAUGGCACACUCUCACAGUCGGCAGACAAGUCAGGACAUAGACGAAGAGUGGCACCGCACUUCCGAGGACCGCAAGCGAGAUACUAUCGUCACCAACCCCUAUGAGGGCACAAGUCCUCUCGCCAAUGCGCCUGGACUUGAUAUCGAUCUUGGUCAAGCGCCUCACUUCGACCCUGAUGGGUAUGUCACAGGCUAUGGUGCCCGAAGCCCAUUUGGGCCAAAGAUCGAUGAAGGCUACAUCUCACAGGGCCCUAACAGAACGCCCGAUCUUAAGGGCAAGGGCAUCGACUACAACCAGCAUCCGCCCAUGCCUGGCAACAUGGAUCCAUUCUACAACCCACAGGAUUCGAAACACAUGAGUGGUCUUUCUCAAGGCAUGGGCUCUCCUUUGUACGAUGCUGCCACGGGUGCGGGCAUUGACCGCAUCGAGUCAAACGACAUCAUCGCACUCAUGCAGCACCUCAUGGUCCGUGAUGCUCAACGCAGCGCACGUGAUACUGAGAUCUUGGUCACUCUGGUCCGUACCGCUGCUGAGAUGCGGAAUUCGUUUGAUGACAUUAAGAAGAUGCUCGCGGACACCGAAGAUGUCAUCAUCACAGAGGUCAAGGACAACACCGACAAGACCGUGCAGCGCCACCUCGGCGGUCCACGGCCGUUCCCAGGCAGCGCGGCGCGGUCGGUCCAAGGCUCACAAGCUGGCACGGAUAAUGAGAAAAAGACACGAAACCUUUGGCGAAGGGCACUUAAGGGACUCGGCGCCAAAGGUACGAACGACCUAACUAGGAUCGAAGACAUGCUGAUGCAGCUGCUUGGAGAGGUUGAUGUCUUGAAAUCGCAGACUGCUCCCGGCGGUAUCAGCCAUGACAGCGGCCCAUCCCUCGACAACAUCCAGCCAGCGGUUCAGUAUGAGCAAGAUCGUGGCUAUGAGCCUGAGGGUCAUGCAGGUACUUCGACUGCAAGCUACGGCAGUCAGUCUGGCCAUCUUUCCAUCCCCCGAAAUGCCUCGUAUGGCUACGAGCGAAAGGUAUCGGGUCACCGGAUUAGUACCGUGCCGGAGGGAGACGAGGACGAUUUCAACGAGGACUCCAAUGUCGUGGUUCAUAACCACAGCAACACAGACAUGCUCAGUCCGGAUCAAGAGCCCGAACGCGGCAGCUCCGUCCCCUUUGGGGACUCCUCCGCAGUUGCCACCAGGUGCCCAAGCGUCACUGAGCAACGAGAACACUCCUCGCACCGAGAAUCGGAAGAAGCACAAGUCGAGCGUGUUGGCAAGGCUUUCAGAAAAUCCAAGGAGACGGAAGCCAGUUCACUGCGUGGAGGACCCUCUCGCUCAGGUUCCGACUUUGCAAUAUACGAGAACUACCCAGUGACGGAUCCCUACGGCGACGACCAUCUCCCCUCUGGUUACUCGGAGACGAACCUAAAUGGAAACCAACGGCACGAUCCCAACCAGAUUGAGCCCGAAAUGCAAUUCACCAUGGCCGGUGUGAGUCGUACUCCGGUCCCAACUUCACAGAGCCCUGUGCAGCCUCAGACCGUACAACCUUUUCCUGUGAACUACUCAACGCCAGAGGAUCCCAAAUACAAGGCUCACCGCAACUCACUGAACUUGCAGCACCCACAACCGCGCCCAGGCCAGACCGAACAGUUCCGGAAUGCCCUUGAGAGCUCCGCCCAGGAUUUCGACACUCCCAUGUCACCCAAGUCUGCAGACUUUGGCUCGGUCACUAGUCUGGGCCGUUAUGCAGGGCACCAGCCAAGAUACAGCAAUGGGUCUGCCACUGGUGAGCAGGGCCAGUACACAUGGACGGGCAACUCGCCUGCCCAGUCAGGACCGCCGCGACCGCCGAAGGAGCCCUUGGAAGAGCCUGGACCGCGAACUACGACCCCAACCAGGAGUCGGAUCUCAACACUGGGAUACAAGCCUUCCGGUAGCCCCAAGCCAGAGAAUCGCAACCUGCAGAACGUCCUUGGUGCGCCUGGCCGGAGACCCAGUGGGCCUCGUGCAAUGGGCACGAAGAGCCCCGCUCCGGCUGGAGAUGAGGAGAGGAGGAGGAAGAGAGAUACAUUCGGUUCUGUCGUGUCACAGGAGUCAGAUACCUUUUAG
Messenger RNA from Diaporthe citri, 5223 nucleotides. RefSeq lists its product as uncharacterized. Lineage: Eukaryota; Fungi; Ascomycota; Sordariomycetes; Diaporthales; Diaporthaceae. Bases 1 to 5223 code for a protein of 1740 amino acids. The record is from RefSeq and is a predicted model, not a curated record. The transcript is spliced from 3 exons.